GAUAGUUGCCGUGGUUACAAAUUUUGUCAACCUACUGCACAGAGAGGGAAAGCACAAGGUAAGGAAGAGUUCAGAGGGUAAAUGUUAAUCUUACAUGCAUGUUGCGGGCAUAAUACAUCUGGUAGCGGUAGUGUGCAUUGUUAUAUGUUAUCCAACUUCACAGUUUUUUCUUCAACAAUAUUUCUGUCUUGUAAACAUAUUUCUGACGUCGAUGUAGUUAGCUUGUUAGCUAACCGACCAGGUAGCACAGCAGUGGUUGGUUCAUGACCUAACAAGUAGCUCAUGUCAGAGCCGGCCCAAGCUUCAAUGGGGCCCUAAGCAAAAUUUGAUUUUGGGGCCCUCUAUUUCUGCCAAUAAUAUCGAUUGAUGAUCAUUCACACACCUUCAUAAAUCUCUUUGAUUAAGAUUUCAUGACGUGCAAACAUACUUUUAUCUCUGCGUUUUUUCUCUUCUUUCUCUUUCUUCCUCUUUCCUUUCUCUGCUCCUGAAGGAUAUGUCCUUUUCUGCAACAUUGUUUUGCCCACUGUAUAUAGAAUGGACAGAGUCUGCCUCCUUGCUGGGUGAAGCCACUCCGAGAACAGCACCCUCUGGUGAUGGGCUGCAGUUUACCUCCUCCAGCGAUCCCUAUGGAGCUUCGGACAAAUUUUAUAAAUUAAUUACACCAAAUAUAAAUGUUUCUCCCCCCUGGUUGUGGUGUUAACAUGUAGUUACAGUAAGACUGGUUUGUGCUCAAGUCCUCAUUUUUAUGUGAAGCUCCGUUUUUAAAAGUUAUUAGGAGGUUAAUGUUUUCUAUGAUUGACAUUUGAUACAGCCUAUGAGCGUACGAAGAUUGCGUAGCUCCCCCGGGGGAUACAUCACAGUGACUCUCGGCGACUCUCCCACCGAAUGUGUACUACACUACUGUGCAAUGUUGGUUUCAGGAAGUGCAGAAAAAACACGGCAAUACCGAGAGCUUUACAGUCUGUGGUUUUAACCCACAACUACCUGCGCUUUGGAUGCUCAGUGAACAUCGCACAACAGAAGGCACAUAACGGAGCUUUGACACAUCAUUUACUUUAUUUUAUUUUUACAAUAAUCUAUAUUUGAUCAUACAAAAAAGCAUCACUCAUACAUGCAAAAAAUAAAAAAUAUUUAGAUUAUUAUUAUUUUUUUGAUUGCCCUUGGGGGCCCCCUAUCGGCUGCGAGGCCUAAGCAGGUGCUUAGUUCGCUUAUGCCUUGGGCCGGCUCUGGCUUAUGUAAAGUGUUUAUCACCACAUUUUUUUGACAAAGUAUUGUUGAAUUUUUUGAAAAUCAAGACAGAGUGAAUUUCUUUCAAAUAUUAGCAACCAUUAAAUCGUAAAGCAGCUGUGAGAAAGAAAAUCAAAUGACCAAAAAAGGUUUUUUGAUUAUGUUUUUGUCCUAUCAGUAAACUGGCCAGCUCUAAAUUGUGUAUUUAAAGGUACGUGUCUUUGUAAAGGGAAGUCAGACAAAAGUAAAUCAAUGACUCAUGUUAUGCUGCCACUCUGUCCAGAAACCUAGUAUUUUCCUGUCACUAGUUUUUCAUUAAAAAAAAAAAAAAAACAUUGUGUUCUGUCCUAUAAGAAGAAGCUCUUUUGUCCGCUAAAAGUGGGCAAAAAUGGCAAUUAUCUUCACUGAAUCCAAAAAACAGCAUAUUAAUUUCGAUCACAGUUUAAAUCAGUUCCUCCACACUUCACACUAAUCCAUUACAUCCACCAUAAAGCUUAACUGACACUGUCUGUGUGGCCAUUUUUUUUAAGUUAAAUUUUAAAAAAUGAAAAAAAAUUGUCCCUGGGGAAUAUUUCUGCGUCUCCAUAUGCCCCCUUUGAGUUCACAGUCUUGCAAGAUCUUACUGAUUUACUCGUAUUACUUUUGCUCAUAUUCCUCUUUUUGUCAUUUGAGAUACCGCUCAAAAAACAGGCAGAUGUGCAGUUGAAUAGUUAUUUUUCAUCAUGUGUUGACAAAAAUCUUAGAAAUGUCUUGUAUAAUGAUACAUGUCUUACUUGCAGGCAAGCAAAUCUAACUCUGGUAAUGAGUGGGAAGGAUCUGCAUACAUUUGUUACAAGCUACAGAGCAAAGGAUGUGGGUAAGUCAGCACAAACCGGGUCUGAAAUAUUGCUGACUUGUGACAUAGUGGCCCAUUGAUCUACUGAAUAGAUCUGACCUGAAGUCUUCAUGUUGAAUUCCCCAGGUACUGCCAACUCUUUUGAUGCUUUUGUCAGAGGCAGCGUUGCUUGUGUUUAUUCACCUGCCCCUUGAGUCACAGCUGAACUCUUAAAAACUGCCUAACAGUUAGUUUGCACUCACCACCCCCUCCACCCCUCCACUGCAGUUAUUUCUGAAUUACCCAUGAAAUCCAUUAGCUCUCAGCUGGUGUUGUCUUUACUUCUAUUUCUUUUUUUUUUCUGCUGAAGUCAGCAUAAAGACUUUACUUAGGACACUAAGAGUGAUGAGACUUUCAACAAUUCCAAUGAUCCUAAUUCAGCCAUAUCAUUUGCUUUCACCCAUGCAGAAAAACUGACAGUACGGAUGAAAAAUGGUCUCGGCAGCUCAGAGUACAAACCUGCUGAAUAUGAAAGACUGCAAGCUAUCAUUGAUGCCAAGCGCCUGGAGUCUGAUCUAAUUGGACAAAAGGUAAAUUUUGGUUGUAAUCAAUACAAUGUCCAUGCUAAAAACAGCAUUUUCAUUUUAAAAUCAAUCCCUGUUAAAUUUGAUUUUAUGGUGAUUCAGCAUGCAGCAGAUGAAGAAUAAUGUUCAAAUACACUGGGAUAUAAAAUGUUUUUACAGCAGUCAUCAUAGCCCUCCACAGGGGAAGCAGAACAUGACCUUAUUGUGAGGCAAUAAAAAGCAUGUUGUAAAAGAAGGAAACAGCAACAUUUAUCUCUAUUAGUGUAUCUUCUUUCUCUUUCUUAUUCUCGUAUUAUGCAAAGGGAUUCAAUACCUCUUAAAACAGCUAUUGCAUAACGUCUCUAAUUUGUUUAAGUACAUGAAAAAGAGCUGUAAUAUCACCACCAUACACAGCAGCUUUUCCAGUUUUAUGAAUAUUCAUUUGGCUGCCUGGGGUUUUUCUAUAAAACUGAUUGAAGUUCAUAGAAGGCUCUGAGCAGAGCUAAAAGUUAAUGCCAGGGGCAAUGAAGAUAAGGCUGUUAGACCUGCGGUGUUUUAAUUGGUAAACUGUGGCAGGAGCCUUUAGUAUCAUCACAGUCGCCCAUGGCGCCUUCCAACCCUGUUCUCUGUAUAACCUAGAUAAGCCCAUAGUCACAUUUGGUCUCCCUGCUGAAAGGCAAGCUUUUAGAGUAUCUCCCAUUGGAGAUGUGAUAGAGGGGGAAAUAAAUGACCACGAGUGGCUUCAAGCAUAGGAUCAUUUUUGCUCUCCAGGAUGGGACUGGAAGCAUUAGGAGAUACUAAAACCUUUAAAUUUUACCUCAUUAUAGGAUUUCUUACCAGGAGCUCUGUGGAAAAGUGUACAACUUAAGAAAAAAAAAAGGAAGGCGGGGGGCAUUCACACAGCCAUUCUGCGCUCACAUACUGGUAUAUGUUUGAGAAAUGCAAUAAAUUAUCAUUUCUCAAUUUUACCAGAAGAGAUAAAAACUAAUAACUUACAAUAGCAAUUUAUUUAUCUUUGUAGCAACUUUUAAAAACUGGUUUACAAAGUGCUUUGACAUACAAGCAAACAUGUAACACAGCAAGAACCCAAAGUACCAAAGAGCUCAAUAGAACUAAAUGAACGAUAUAGAACUAUAUAGAACUAAAUGAAGCAAAAUCACAUUAAAAAAAAAAAAUAAAUAGGAAAAAAAAAAAAAUGUGGCCCAAAUAGUUCUCUGCUGGCUUUUGUGAUGUGGUUGCCUGCUGACAUCAUUCUGGACCUGUAUGCUUAGCUCAUAGGUGGUAGCUCAAACUUGAAGAACUUCAGCAGCACUUGAAGUGUAUGAUACUUCUGACUUGUCAUCUGAGCCAUCUGAAACGUUUUGGAGGGGAUGUGGCUUUGGAAAGUGCAGUAAUGCUGUUGUUUUUAAUCACAGCAGCAGUAGGAAACAUGAAAAAGCUACAGUGGAUGAACUACAGUGAACUGAAAGGAACAAAAAAGCAUGUGGUUGAGAAAAUCUUAUUACCUCUUUUUAUGUAUUUGUUAUUGUUUGUUUUAAGACUGAUGUAUUUUAAUAACUUUUAACACUUUAUUUUCUUUAUUCUAUCUUAAAAUGGUUUUAUUGGUUUAGCCUUAGGUCCAGUGUUUCCUUUUUUACUCCAAGAUAGCGUUUCCUUGGUCUUUUGUGGCAGUUUGAAGAGUCCUCACUUAGUGUCCUUGUGUGUUUGUGCAUGAGUGCUGUGUGUGUUGAAUGCAGGUUGAGAGGGUGGGUGGGGUUUUGCUUUUUAUUUUGUAUCCGGCACUUUGUACUACAUUGUUUCGUAUGAAAGGUCCUUUAUAAAUAGAGUUUGAUUGAUUGAAAAAGAUAACCUUGAUCUUAAUCAAGUUGUAAUAAACAUGUUAAGGCCGACAGCCCUAAUAAACCCCAUACCAGAUACAUAGCAGUUCUGUAGGAUCAUUAAAUUGUAAAUUCAGUGUGAUACUGAAGUGCUUGUUCAGUGGUUAAUUUAUACACAGAGUAAUGAUUAUCUCCUUUUUAAGAGCUAGAUUUGAGGAAAUACAAAAUAUUCAAAUAAUUUUAAAGGAGCUCUUAAGAAUAGACUUAAAACUCUUUAGAGUUUAACAUAGUAACCUUGAAGUCGAACAAGAGAUGUGAUUGUUGCAGCUUUUAUACUUGUAGGGAACAUGUUGCCAAAGGGUUUUAUACCCAUUGUUGACCAGCACAGGUGAGAUCAUUAUUUUGUCUGAUAGAAUUCUAUUUUUAGGACUGUGUGGGCAUGAAGGGGACUGAGCUUUAUUGCCAUCUUUCUGACCCUAAGGUUUAUUUUAAGAGGGAGAAGGUACACCAUUGUAAUUCUCUGUGAGCCAGGAUCGAUGACCUUAUGUGAUUUCCAGUAUAUCCCCAUCCACCAGCAUCCUGACAAGAGAUUUUAUCAGUCGAAAUAAGGCGCAACACCUACAGUAUGUUGAUGCAAAAUUCUACACAAUCUCAGAAAGAGGUGUACAUAUCAUGGUUUCAGGUAGGUACAAAAAAAUACUGUGACUUCUCAACAUACAUUUGAAACUUUUGGUCAAACAGUUUUGAAAACAAGUCAAGAAAAAUGCUCACUGACACUGUAGCUGUUUGUUUUUUUGAUAAAUUUAGAGAGAAGUUGGCUGGCUGAGUGUAAAUAUAACAUGAAAAAGGUGGAUUUUGGCGGUUGUUUUAUUUGGCACAGUGAAACUAGAAUUGAGUAGAUGUAAGUUUGGCUCCAGGCACAGUUUUUGUAGCUCAGCAGAGUUACUUGACAGCCAAUGCAAAUUAAGAUCACCUACAAUUCAUUGCCUGGAAGAGGCCUGGAACGACAUUAAUUUGGCCUUUUUCUUUCAGAGCAGCAGUCGUUUCACAUUGACUGCUGAUUCCAAUAACUAUAAAAUGAAUGUCACCUCCAGGGUAAACCUUUUGCACAAUACAGUCAAACUUCUUUUUGCUCCAACAGCAGCAGAAAUAUGACACAUAAAUACACAGUAAUGACAUAAAUCAAAACCCUAACUCCUUUACAAUUACUGUUAAUGUGAGAUAGAGUCAGCAUACCCAUGUAUUCGUUAUUUGAGAUUUCUUUUUGUACAAUUAUCUGAGCCAGUGGCCUGUGUAUGAAAACACUGAUAGAGGAGUGCUCUGAAUGGGCCUUGUUCCUUCAAGAUGAAAAGAAAAACAAAUGAGAGUAGAUUAUCUUUUCUCUCUCCACCUCCCCCUCAUAAUAACAUGCCUCAUAGUCAUUCUGCGUCAUGCAUGUUUCAACUUGAUUGUUUUAAUUUGCAGCUGUUUAUGUUGCUAUCACACUUUUAGUGGGGAUACAGUUUCAGUUGAAUUACUAAAGUUUAUGAGCCUUUCACAGACACGGUGAUGCUAAUAAAGGCUGAAGCAAAUGCCUGUGUAAAAACACCCUCAAUGUGCCAAACAAGGGAACAGUCAAUUUUUAUCUUUAGUACACAAACUUUACACUUUUUCAUUACUCAUGCAACAGUAUGAUUUAUCCCCUGUCCUACCAUUUUGGUGUUAUGAAAGGUUCCAGAUGAUUGAUGCAUUAAAGCCCUCCAUAUCCAGGUUUGUCCCUGCAAAGUUAAUUAUUUUUAUGAGGGAAUAAAAGCAAGCACUUUCGUAAUCGUUUUUUGUUGCUUGUUCUAUUUUAGAUUUGCGUCAUACUUUUUUCUUAUAGGUCACGAAGACCUGCCGCACAGCCAAGGCGACCAGAGAGAGCUCCAUACUACAGCAGCACAGACAGGUGUGGAGCAGAGAGUGCCUCAGGCUGCAAAAAGCUGAGUAAGAGCUCCCUAUUACUCCCUGUCAUUAUCUGUUGCUGUUUUCUGGAUGUGCUAUUACACCGCGUAACCGUUUCAGUUAAGCCCCAUUGAACCCAGAUCGGAGCCUGUAUAUAAAAAUAAGGUGCAAAAAUAAGCUUGACAAGAAGAAAUAUCAAUGAAAAAAACAAGAAUGGAAGAAAAAAUGUGUUGAUUUUCUUGUAGUAAUGGCAUUGAAUUAAAGGUGAGAAAGAGAGAAAAAGUUUGGGGAUUGGAGCUGUGUGGGUGCUGAAUGGAGGAAUACUCUCGCUACUCUCUACGUGUUGACGCAAGAAGUGUGGGAUUGGGGCCCCAGCAGUGUCAUGCCUCGUGAAGUGAGAAGGGCAGCGCUAGCUCUGGGGGUGCAGCUUGUUUGGCUGCGUAAUGACUGUGUCUGAGCCACCCAAGGUUAAUGAUGUACACAAGUGUGAGCCUCGGUAAUGAGCCCAGUCCUAAAGAUGUGCCACUGCUUGCAACUCUCUAUGCAUAUACCCAGUCAAAUUACCAUGGGAUUCAAAAGCCACCUUGUCAGAAGGGAAACAGAAGAAGAUAUCUCUAUGGUUACGCUGCCUUUAUUAACAAUAAUGUCAGCCCCUUUCUUACUGUCUUAUUAUUUUGCAGCACUCUUCCUGUCUUCUGUUAUUUUUAUUUACCAUCCUCCCCAGCCAAGUCCUUGUUUUUUCUGUUUUGUUUAUUUUGACACUAACUUUUUAUCCUCUUUUGUAUAGUACAAUGACAGGCUGUCAUCACUUAAAGUUAGAGUGAUCACACAUAUGGUGACUCACAGACUGCAUGACCUUUUUUUGGAACCAGACAAUCCAACAUAACUCCUCCACUGUCUUAAGAAUUAAGUUGCUUCUGCUUUGGUGAUUUAUCUCAAGUUUCUGCAUUGCCCUUUAGUCUAUAUUGCUGCCCUUUAUUGCCACAAAAUAACAAAACACUUAAAUUUAUGCAAAAUGUUAAUAGACCGCGAACCAUGAGCUGGUUAUUUCAUCGAAUAUCCCCUCUGGAAAAAUAAAGCUCUUCUUAUCUUACUGUUUCUGUCUGAGUUUCAGCCUGCAUUAUUUUUAAUCAAAGACAUCUAGAGAUGAUUGAUUCUUUAUCACCAUGGAUUACAGAUUCUAUCCAGUAGUUAUAGAGGUCUUGAGCAGUGGAGAUAAAGUGGAAAACAAUGAAGUCAUUUUUUACAUCCACAAUGAAGACGUCAUAACUUUUAAUUCAGACAUACACUCCAAGAGAAGAGCUGUGCCCAUCAUAAUCAAGUAUAUUUCAAGGAUAGACUGAGUACUUAAUUCAAGAUCAAUUUUCCACACCUCAGAAGCUUAUUAGCAGUCCAGAUGUUUGCACUGGAGGAAAAUAAUACUUUGAUUUGAGUAUGUAGGUACUAGUACUUUGAUUUAGUAAUUCAAUUCGAUGCUACUUUGCAUAAAUAAAUUCAUAGUAAAGCUUUUGUUGCUUCUUAAACAUUUCAAACAUUUUAAAGAGUGCACCAAAAGUCAUAAUCUUGGAAUAAACUAAUGCAUUCUCCUUUAACCACUAGCUGUAUUUAUUGAUCUUAAGGGGGGCAAACAAACAGCAAGUAAGAUUUGGGUAUAUCUUGGUAGUUAGCCUAAAUUAACUAAUGCAACCAGCUAAUUUUUGCAUAAAAGUGUUAAUGAGACCUUCAGGUUAUUAUUUCCUCAAGAGUUUGAUCUUGAUUAAUACAGGUGACCAAAGCACUUUAAGCUUGACAGUUUGUAUCAUGUUAAUGUUGCUGAAUAAACUUAUUAACUUGUUUUUUUUUUCUGUGUGAAACAGGGAGGAAGCUGAGAAUGACAUCCAAGAUAUUCUGGAGAUGAUCAGACCGAUUGACAAAACAGACACUGCCAUCUUCUCACUCCAAGAACAUGGUAAACAAAAGAAGGCCAGUGGGUAUUAGAAGAUUGUUCGAUUAUCCUCCGUUAGACUGUAAAGGUUUUACUAAUGUCUCUCCUUGUUUGUCUUUGUUUGGGUUAAGCACUGCUCCUAAAGACGGAACAAGAAACAUUCAGGACAGCCACUGUAGAGCCUGUCCAUCACCUCAAAGAUGACCUGUGCUUCAGACUGAGUGAAAUACACCAACAACACGGAGCUUCAGGAUUUAACUGGGAACAAGUAAUUCAGCAGGUAUCUACAUAAGAGAAACAUGGCUGACAGUUCAUGUCCACCACAGUGACUUCAGUUAAAAUGAAGUAGAAAGUUGGCAAAAAGAUUUUCAUCUCUGUUCCUGUGAACUUAAAUCAGGUGGAUCAGGAUCUGGGCUUUUGGAGUCUCUGCGUCUUCCAACUCAUGUCCUUUUCUUUUUACUGGAGUUUUUUAAUUCCUGCAGUUCAUUCAAAGCCCCAAAUAAUGAAUCCUGCCAAACUGAAACAGCUUGUACACAUCCAGCAGCAGUUUCAACUCUCUUGCCUGAUCACACAAUGAUUCCCGCUUGCACACAGCGUUGCACUCACAGUCCAAGAAUCUCUUGUUUGUCAGAUAUCCACGGUACCAAAGUCAAAAACUUGCCUUUGACUCUCAGAGGCUUUAUGCAGGCUCUGCAGAUGAAUGGUGAGAUUAAGGAGCAAGCAGGGGUCUUUAAAGACAGACUUUACUUGGAAUGUACCGUCUGCCAGCCAUUUUGUCUCCUCUGUGAGGCUUACCCAUGCUUGCUUCUUUCCCAUGACCCCCUCCACUCCUGCUGGCCCACAGCCUCAUCCCACCUGAUAACAUGGGCACAGCACAAUGGAACCCCCCUUCCAAUCCCACACCCACACACACACACACACACACACACACACACACACACACACACACACACACAAACACACACACACACACACAUAGCUGUAUAUUGAUGCCUCUUGUUGUCCUUUUUUCCCACUCCCGACUUCUGACCAUUUGGUAUGUUUACUUAUCUUACUACAUGAAUUUGCUCUCCAACCAACUAACAACAUGAGAGAUCCCCUUUUAGUGCCAUUAAUACAUCCAUGUUUUAAAUAGGAACUUAAGAUUCUGGAAACACAAACAGGGAUUUGAAAGCUUAUUUAAGAAAGAAUCAGAAACAAGACAGUCCAACAGGAAUAAUGCCCCAUAGUCAGGGAUGAAUUGAUUGUGAGAGUCAGGGUCAAAAAUAAUCUCUUUUAUUACCUCUUUACAUUAUCUCAUAGCUUUCAUAGAUAUUGUCAUAAUCUGACAUUGCUAAUAUUCACAUUUGAUAACAACAACAAAUAGUUUCUUCUGACUAAUAAAACCCUUUUUCACAAAUUAGCCAUUGAGUAUACAAAUAUGCUAGCAUGACAAUAAUGUAACACAAGUACGUCAACUCUGAUGUCUGUACACAGCUCAUUAUUUCCUGAUAGCUAAUGUUGGCCAGUAGUUGUUUUUAUAUUCAUGUAUAUUUCUCUUUAUAUGUGUUUAUUUGAACAUUGUCCAGAUCUGACAGCUUUGUUAAAUACUGAACUAAAAGUGUUGCAGAGAUGAUGGGCUAUAAUGAUGAAGAUGUAUUUAUUAAUGCAUCAAAGUAAGAUUUUUCAGCCAUCAGUGUUCCUAAUCUCUUACUCCUUCUUUAGCUGAGAUGUAGAUGUUCUGGUUCUUCUUUCAUUUUUAAUUUUGCACGUAAGAGUGUGCAUUCCAUUAACCAAGCUAACCAAGCUAACCAGCUAUUCUCAUGCUUUGCUGAUGUACAUGCGCUUCUAACUCAGAGCUCCUUUGAUUUUUGGCCUUUGACCAUUUUUUGCCAGAGCUUAUAAAGAAAAUAAAAAAAAACAGCAGCAGUUGUGGCUCAGUAGCAAAGUUGUUUGUAUCUCACUGUUGUCGGUUCAAUUACAGCUGUACCUGCCAAUGUGUUUUAAACUCUGAGUUACUCCUGCUGACAUAUUCAGCAAUGUGUGAAUAAAUAUGAUUACUCUCUACUGAUGGGCACUAACAUACACUAGCACUCUUUGCUGUUAGCAUAACAUCAGUGUGAACAGGUGCACAAGACAUGCAGUUAGAAAGUACUUUGGGCUAGGAGUUUGAAAAAAAAUUGCAAUUUUUUUCCUUUUUGUAAAACAUAUUGUGAAAAGAAAAAAAUACUGGAGAAGAAUUCUACUUUUUAAAAAGUGGUUACAAUAAUAAUACAAUCGUACAAUUUAUCGUUUGGGUAUAUCAGCAUAUUUUCUGCUUUCAUAUCAAAUCCCCUUCCUCACUAUGAUCUCUGACAUCGGCACUUACACAUACUUCAGAAUAUUUUAACUACAUACAGGGUUAAUUUAUUUAAUAGUCAUCAAUAAUCCCUGACUGGGUUUAAAAUUAUGCGUAGUCUGCGUCACAAGCAGCGUAAUGGUAAGUUACGUAGAAAGUAAGUAAACUUUAUUUAUAUAGCACCUUUCACAGACAAAAAGUCACAAAGUGCUUCACAUAAACAAAAAGUAAAAAUGUACAUACAAAUUUAAAAGGCCAUAACCACAACAUGAACUAUUAUAGCAGUCCCAAAACAACUAAACAAAAGCCUGAGUAAAUACAUACAUCUUGAGUUGGCUUUUAAAGGGGUCAACAGAGAGAGGAAGAUCAUUCCAAAGCCUGGGUGCAACAGCCUGGAAGGAUCGGUCUCCUCUGGUCCGAAAACGAGAGUGCGGAACCAUCAGUAGAUUCUGAUCCACAGACCUCAGAGCCCAAGUGGGGGUGUAAGGCUGGAUCAGAUUACAUAUGUAACAUGGAGCCUGACCAUGCAGGGCUCUAUAUAAUAGGACCAGAAUUUUAAAAUGUACCCUAAAGGAUACAGGCAGCCAAUGUAGAGCUUUAAGAAUAGAGGAUAUGUGAGUAUUAAUGGUAUUAAACAGCAAAGAAGAUUCUGGUGAAGUCUGUAGUCUGUAGUUUGACAGUUGUGAAAGUGAACUGCUGAAAACAGACAAGAGGAAAAUUAGAUACUGUAGAUCUGUUUAGAGAGAGUGCUAAUGACUAUAAAUAAUCUGUUUGCCUAUUAAACUAAGCAGUGAAUGCAUGCCACUGUAAAAAAAAACAAAAAAAAAACACAUUUAUUCUAUUUAAGUACCUUACUGAAUAGUGUAAAAGUAAUUGCUACUUCAUCCAUUUGGAGAAUGGGUUAAGAUUGUCUGUUGUUAAACAUAACUUUAAAAAUCUUGACAGGUAAACCAAAUUUCUGAUGAUUUCUAAUUUCCACAUUUCUUUCCAAAAAAGACUCAGUUUAGAUUAAUAGAUAAAUGUUGUUUCCUUUCCAAAAUAGCUGUUUUUCUCCCUCUGAUAUUUGACAUCUCUGGGGUGAAGCAGUUACAGAGCACUUACAGAGGCACUCUGAUGAUAAAUGUUUCUGAAUCUAGAGGUCUGGGAGAUCACAGGGAACUGGAGUUCAAGCAUUAAUGUUGAUCUCAGCAGACGCAGCAAAAACAGGAAGAAUAGAAAGUGUUACAGACGAUAGCUGUGAUCUCUUGAGUCUCGUCUUGAGAUCGGCACUUGAUUUUUGUGAACUGUAAGAAGAAGAAAGGCGUUUCUCUUUUAGAGCGUUAUGGAUACCAGACUUUGAACUCUAAAAAUAAAUGCAAUUCAAGAAAGGUGAAAAAUCACUCUUCUCAGUUUGAUUGUGAGUUCAAACUGUGCGUGUUUUACGCUGUUUUAUCACCAGAUAAACUUUGUGAAAGACCAGCAAAAUGGUAUAACUGCCAAACUUCACGCAGAGUACCUGGCCUUGGAGGAGGAGAUUACUGGCUUGGGCUUAGAGGUACAAAUUUCUCACCUACUGUUCAAUCUAAGUUGAUUGAUAAAAAUUUACAUUUUGUAUAACAGUGUUCAGUGGAGCCAGAGAGGUGACUGAAUAAAGAGUGAAUGUCUAAUCAUUUCAGUUUUUGUCUCAAAGGUGGUCAUUUUUUCUCCACAGAAAUAUCUCACAAGUACUUCAGAUGAUGUGGUUUCAAAAAAAGAUGUUCCAGAGGAGGUUUUGGGUUCGGACUGCCCUUACCCAGAGCUAAAGGACUCCCUGAUCCAAGCCUUUCGGUCUCUGUCAGAAAGGUAUCAGAGCAGGCUGCAGAGUCUCCAUGAGCAACUACAUGCAAUCAACAGGUACACCUGACAGCAGCUGACACUCGUCUCUGCUUCCUAUAAUAAACUCGAGAGCUAUUUAUGUUGAUUGAUCGAGAAAAUUGAGUAGGUUUUGCAGCCUAUGUGAAAUAUAUGUGAUGACACUCCCUCCAGUUUUCCUCUCUUUUCAAAGAAACAGGCUUUAAAUGAUUCUCAUCUAUCCACUUUGAUAAAUCUUUCUAUAGGCAGAGCUUAGAAGAUCAGGAUGAGAGAUUAUGUUCUCAGCAGGACGUUAACGGCAUAUAGAAGCGCAGUCAGUUUCCUGACAGACACAAGUGUUUCUCAGCAGGAGGUUGAUGAUAUCGAUGUGUCAAAGCCCCUUCACAUUUCCACUUCGAUUUCCAUAUGUUUUCCAUACAGCACGGCCUGCUCCUGUUGAUGUGUGCAGUUGAAUGUACAGUAUAUAUGAAUAUAUGCACCUGCGGGAACAGGUCAAUAAGAUAACCUGUAAAGUAAAGUGUUAAAUAGAUGAAUUUCUUUUUUUCAAAACAAACACUACAAAAUAUUAUAUUUUUAGUAUAUUUAUAUUUGUAUGUAUUAAUGAAGCUAAGUAGUCUUUUCUUGUUUGAUUUGUUUCAGGUUCUGUGGCUGGUGUGCAGAUGAUCACCAUUGUUUCCAGUUCAUUUUGUCUCAGUACACUCCACAUGACGUGCCCAACUACAGAGUCCUCUGCAUGGACAUGCUGCAGAGGCUGUUCCCUCACAGAAGUAGACAUGAGCUGGUCAGUGUUUUAUUUAAUGUUAAACCUUUGAAAAACUGAGACAAAAUUGACACAAACUAAACCAAAAGAGUCGUAAGCCAUCAUAUGUUUUAUUAGAUUUUUUUGUCCUACAUUUAUACAGAAUUUAUGAUUUCAAUGAUCAAAUAAUUAUCUUAGUUAUUUUUCAGGAAGGAGGUUGUUGCAUUGAUUGAAAAAAACAUUAUUGUGUUAUUAAACAGAAUCACUGCAGUGCGCUUUGGACUGGCAGAAAGUUGUACUUUCAUUUUUUCUUAUUUUUUUACACAUGCAACAAUUGCCUUCCCUGAAAAAAAUGGAGUUAAUACUGAAGCAUCAAAAGAGCACCUGCAAUUGGCAGGUAUAAAGACCCAGAAGUACGUCUACUCCUUUUUUUGUUAUCUAGGCAAUGCAUUCAAAUUAAAAAAGACAAAAAAUGGAGGCUGUCAGUGUUUGAAAUUCAUUUUAAUUUUAUGAAAGAAAACUGGGGGGAAAUUUCACAAAUAGUGGACUGCAGACGCUAAUAGCCCCAAGAGCUGUGCAUCAUUUGCCCCUGCUGUCUGCUUUAUCUCAAGCUCUGAUUCACAAAUGAUAUUAAAGUCCAAAAAUACCCACCAGGUCCGGUAGCUCUGUGCAAUUUUCUUCAGUUUUGUUUUGUAAUGUUGCUGAGAUGAGCCGUGGACAUCUCUUCACUCUGCUGCACAGAGCUGCACUGUGUGCUCUAAGCAUGACGAUACAAAUCCUAUCUACAUAUGUAAUGAGCUGAAUGGAGAGGUAAUGUUCUUACUAUUUUAUUAUGGAGUCACUUCACAACAGAUGUAACACAGAUUUCACAGUUUAUACCCAGCUUUCUUCUUUGAGGAAGCCUGCAAAGAGCAACUUGUCAGAUGGGGCAAAACAAACUCUGUGUGUGAUGGCACAUUUGUUAGUGUGAGUGUUGAGCCCCAGACACCCACAAACUGUUUGUUUUAAAGAUAGGGGUGUCAAAGUAAUGACAGACUCUAACAAGGCUUACAAAUACUUCAGUGCAAAUAGUUUAUACUCUCAGCAGAUGGUUAAACUUUUCACUCAACUGUGCUGGUGAAGGUGAAUUAUGUGUUUUUAACACGUCUGUUUGCAUAGAAAAAGUCACAUUUGGCUACAAACAGAUAAAUAAUGUCCCAUUUAAGUAUAUAGAAACAAUAAUGCCAAAAAAAAAAAAAACUGCUUGCAGAGACAUUUGUUGAGCUUUCAACACUGUAUUGAUGCUUUUGUUCUGCUCACAGGUUUAGUGGGUGCAAAAGCAUUGCAAUCCUGACAGUAAACCAAAAAAAUCCCAGAUUUUAAGAUGUCAUCUUGUACUUUGGCUACUUGGAGGAUAUAUUUGUUAAUUUUUUUUUUUUUUAAAACUGGAGUCUAAACCUCUGAGGGCUAAGUAUGAUGAGAUGGAAUUUAAUUAUAGAAAAAAUAAACAUUUGUUUGUACAGGGAUUGCUUAGACUUUCUGAUCUGCAGCUCUCUGAGCAUUCAGAGGUUUUUCCUCUUGGUCCAGUGCAGACUUUGGAUUCAUCUAGUGUAGAUGUCCUCUGCCAUUUAAACAUUUUCUGGUUGAAUGGACCACAGAAAAAAAAUGCACAUCCCAGCCCCACUUCUUCAUACCAAAGUAUGUGCAUUUACACUGUUUGUUCAUGGUUAAAAAUGUGGCCCCCCCGCAUCCCUGCAACGUGAGUCCCCGACUCCCUGGUCAAUGUGACUCAGCACCCUGAACCGCUUAGACAGACACACAGUUAAGCUUUGACAAUGACUUGCUCAGCACGCUGCAGGAUGUGCCAUGUCACCCACUGUGGACAACUCGCUCAAGCCACCACCCCAGCAUCGCCAUGACAACCGCCAGCCCCGCUCUCCUUCCUCCCUCACCCGCUCCCGGAGACCUGUCCUCAUAUCAGUUCCAGCUGGGUGCUGCAUUUAGAGCCGUGAUCGUUCAGCCUUUGGGGGGUGACAGGGAGAGAUGUGUUUCUCAACAGUCUCUCUCCACACUUUUCACCUCCUCUGAAGCAGAGUUGAUGCAGAGUGUUGAUGUGGCAGUGAAUUCACCUUAUCCAGCUAUUAGUCAUAAUUAAACUAGCUCACAUGUGGUAGAUAAUUAGCGUGCACGACAGUAGGUUGCUGAAACCUCACUGAUUUAGUGCAUAUAUGCCAUUUUAUAUCAGCGUUUGGAAAACAGAUUUCAUUCAGGGUUGUUUUGACAUUUUCUGUUUUCGAAACCUAAAUUAAGAGAACAAAUACACAAGUAAGUCAGCAUUGAUUAGAGCUUAUUAAGCUCAAAGGACAGAGACUGUAAGAGCUCUGCUCCAUGAAAUCUAAAGUAAGGAAGAAAAUCCUACAAUUGAGACACCAUUCUGCUUAAGAAAGAUAUUUGUUUAUAUUUUUCAAAUAAUUCCCUCUGCAUUUUUACAAAUGUGGUUGUCAAUUUGACUUUCUACCAGUAUGAGUUUAUUUACAGAGUGGUUUCUGCCGAGCUAGGUCUGAGCUUUAAGGUUGUCCUUUGUCAGUUUCCAUUUCAGAGCCUUGAAAGCUGCUCUUGUUUGAGCUUUAAUAACUCGCCUGCUUGUCAUUUAGAUCCCUCUGCAGGCAGUCAUAUCAUAAUGAUGCACAGUCUUCCUCGACUUUUGUGAGCAUAAUUUAAAUUCUGACACAAGACGCAACAGUUUUGUUUUAUAGCCAGACAGCAGAUGUGACAUAUAACAACCACAGCCUAAGGGUUUGUGCAGUCAAACCACCUCAAGGCCUUGGUGAUAAAUCUGUAGUAAGUGCUCUCUUCAAAUGGCUGCAUAAACCUUGUGUUUUGAAAAUAUUAUAUCUAUUGUUUGAGAAAGAGUCAUUGCGAAGUGGUUUGUUUUAUAUAUUUUUUGCUUUUAUGAGAAUAAAAGUGUUUUACAUUCUUUUUUACUUUGUAGGAAAUAUCUAGAAUAAAGCAGAGCUGUAGUAGAAGUUGAUUUCCUAAUUUAAGAUAUUUGAAGUUUGCAUUUACAAUUCAGUUAACCCUCACAUACUGUUCAAAUCCUGUACCCUCACAGUAUGUUCCGGGUCAAAAUUGCCCCUUCAAAGAGUUCAAAGAGCAGCUUUCUGUCACAGAAAGUUCUCUUGACUAGUUAGGUCAUUUUGACCUCUGUCUAGGUGUGUCUGUGUGACUGUAUGUCUGUGUGCGUGCGUGUGUGUGUGUUUCUGUCAAGGUAAUGAUAGUUUCAUAAUGAUUUGAAUAUAUCUUUUUGAACAACAAACCUUAUAUUGAACCCUGUUGUUACUGUUUGUCACUUGUCCCACACUGCUAGAUCUAAAAUCCAUCUAAAUAGAUGCGGGUCAAAUUUGACCCGUAACAGCCUUAGAGGGGAAAAAUUUGUAGCACAUAAACAAAAAUACACAUGAAUAUUUUUAAAUCAAUUUCAUGUAUUUUGGGAAACUUCAGGAAAAGUCAUCAAGUUUCAGGCUUAAAGAAUGACGUUUAGGGUAUUUUUACUGCUGUUAAAAGUCCAAACGGGUCAAAUUUGACCCGAACAGUAUGUGAGGGUUAACUCAGGACAGUGUAUUAAAAAAGUGCUCCCUUAUACAGCUAGAUGCAUAUGGACAUAUUCUUGAGUUCUUUCUACCUCUCAAUCUUCAUUUCCAUCAGGUGGUGGUGCUCUAAGUAGCUCAAAGAGGACGUCUCCCCCUGCUGGAUGGGGCUCUUUAGUGUCCAUUAUGGCUUCCUCUUUGAUGUCUCCCAUGACAAGUAGGGAGCCAGUAGAGUACCGGCAGGAUCUUAAAUUAAUGCCCUCAUAAGAUGCCCCAGCAAUAGCAGGAAUAAUUCAUACCUCAUACUUUUUUAUGAAUAUAUCUGGGAGAACAUUUCUAGUCACUCCUCUGUGUGGAUAAGUGCGCUGAAGAGAGGCUGUGGUUGAGAGUGCUAAGCAUAGUGUGGUGGAUGCUUCCACAUGCAUACUGUCUGCAAUAUGUUGACUGAUCUGCAAGCAUUGGUAGCAUUGCAAACACACUUAGCAUGACAAGAGCAAAAAUCCAAGAAAAGCAAGAGAGGUGCAGAAGAGGACAAAAAGAAGGGGAAAACAAGGGGCGGAUCUCCCUCAACUUUUGAAAGUGCAUUAAUAAACAGGAUCUGCUCGAAUGGCUCUGGCACUUCUCUUCCAUUGGCAGGUCUGUCAGCUCACUCAUUUUCAAUAAAACCAGUCAGCCGUCUAAUGCCUUCCCACCGUCAGUUAGCCGCCAUUAGCCCAUAGAUGAAUAUCAUUCCCUCUGUUCCAGGGAAGCAGCCAAGUGAUGCAGCCUCUGUGAGCGCUGACACAAUGAUGAAUAGCUACAGGCAGCCCUCACACAGAAAGGAACUGUUUUCCUUCAGGACAUUUCACAGCCAGGAGAGACGGACCAUUUUAUACACCAGCACAGCUAAAUCUGACACAGAGUUUUCCCUGUGGGCCUGAUGCCAUUAUUAUAGACACUAUAUCAUGUAGGGGUGUUUGUGUUUGUUUGGAUUGUCAUUUAUCUGGAGCUACACUGUCUGCAAUUCAACAGUUACUCAUCCCUACAUGCUGUCUUCCCCUUAUUUAUAUAUAUAUUUGUUUGUUUUGUGUAAGAUAAAAAAAUAACACAAGUGAUAAGUUCAAUAAUUCAGCUUUACCAUCUGACUUGCAAACACAAUCUUCUCCAUGUAUGUUCCAGAUAGAGCAUGAACGUGUGUGGGACUUGCAGCGCUUCACCCAGGCACAGCUGAAGGUGGUGACCCAGCAGUGGCAGAGGGACCAUGAAGAGCUACUAGCCAGAGCUCUGGUCACCCUGCAGGAGGCCAAACAUGCCCACCAGGAGGAGCUGGAGCUCCAUAGAGACCGACAGCACCAGCAGGACAUCUGCUCACAUCUUAAGAAGAGGGUAAGUGUCUGGUGUGCCAUCAUAAUCAGGAACAUUUCCAUCUUUAUGAGAUGGUAGUUUUUAUGUCAGCAAUUAUGUUACAGUUCGCUUCCUCCAGUCCAUUUCUAAACCCCGGAGGAAGUGGGUCUGUAACUUUAAUAUAACUCUUGUUCAUUGUUCUGCAGCUUUCCAAGUAUGAGCCCUCUGUGGUCUUCCUCUCCACCAGUCAGAUUUAUAGGUUAAACUCACAUCUAUCGGUGGAGUGGAAAGAACUGGGCUGUUUUCAGUGAUAUAUUUAGCAGGACAUCCUUUUCCAACAGUCAUUUUUGUGGGACCAGACCAGACAGGCAGCAGCAGUGUCUGGCUGCCUUCUUAACUGUAUAUCUGCUGACGAGGCUGCCUUUUCCACCAGGCUGCCUGACAGCAUCUCUCCCUUUAGCAGCCACUUGGGAUGGGCUGUGAAUGCAAACAAGCUAAUAAGGAUGGUCUUACAAACAUGAUGGUGCUGUCUCAGAGGGGUGCUACUUCAUAUUCACACAACAAACAGGUUACUCAUGUGAACACAUCCAUGUCUUGUUGAUGCAGUGCUGUACAAAUUGAAUUUGCCUUGCCUGCCAGUUUUUAAAAAAUAAAUGGGGCUUAUGUCCUGUGGCUGAUUGAAUAACAUGACUUCCAGAUGAAGUGAAGAUGUGUUGUUGUGGGUUUGUCACAUGACAGUUUAUAUUACUAAGCACGUUGUUAGGCUCUGUAGGGGCACAAUCCCUGUUAUAUCCUAAUGUAAAGGAAAUGCAUGAAUCAAGCAGGUAAAUUUGGACAAUGGAAGCACCAUAAAAUAUGACAUCCUCUUUCAGGGUCACAUUAUAUACUGCCUAGUAGGGCUGUAAUCAACCAAAGAAAUCUUUGGUCGACUAAAACCCUGAAAUCUUCGACCAAAAAUCGACUAAUGAGGGACUCGACGAAGCGCAGCUUGGCAGGGUGAAAAUAUACUGUUAUAGGCAUGAGAAGGCAAUUAAACACAAAUAUUAUAUUCAGCUAACCACCGGACGUUGAUUAACGUGGACGUUGUUUAGUCUUCCUGUCUCCAGUGGGUUGGGCGAAUCCUAAAUAGUAAAAACAAGGGGGGUGUCCUGGGACAAGCUGUUACUCGUGAACAUAGACUGUAUAUAGAAUGGACGCCGUCUGCCUCCUCGCUGGGUGAAGCCACUCCGAGAACAGCACCCUCUGGUGAUCGGCUGCAGUAUAGGUCAUAAAUCCCGCCUCUGCCAGCAAAGCUUAUGGGCCUGUGGACAAACUUUCGAAAUUUAUUAACAUAAAUUUUUCUCCCCCCUGCUUGUAAGACCGGCGGAAUACGCUGGGUUUUUUUAACGCUGUUUUACGCUGGAAUACGCUGUUUGAGCCGAGUGUCAAUACAGCAACUCUCGGCGACUCUCCCGCCGAAUGCGUACAAUGCUACUGCCCAAGUGGUGGAGUGCAUACAACGCCACUGCGCAAUGUUGUUUUCAGGAAAUUGAGAAAAAAUGGUAUUACCGAGAGGUUUUUGGCUUCAAAUCCAACUAAUAAGUCAACCAGUCGACUAGGGCUUUACAGCCCAACUGCCUAAAGUUGAUUUUUUUAUCUGUGUGAAACUAAAUUUGUCAAAUUUUGUUUGAGUACACAUCUCUGCACAGACAGGAGAAAUGGAUUAAGGAUAUUGUCUGAAAGUCAGGGUCUAAUCUCCCAGAUCUGGUCGGUGUGACAAUUUCAUCACCUAAUUAUGUUCUUCCCCUCAUGUUUUAUUGCAGUGUUACAAUUUAAUUUUCUCACAAGUCUACAAAAGAAAAAAAAGGGCUUAUAAUAAAAACUGUCUCUUUUAUUUCACAAGCUUUAGCAAAGUGUGCAAGGUGCAAACACUGAAGGUGAAACAUAUGUUACUGUGAGUUAUUUUAGUGGACUUGAUGCUUGCCAACAAUACAUCUCUUUUUUUUUCUUUCUGUUGCAUGUUUGGAUAAAGUCCAGGAUGUCAUAUGCUCCCACAGUUAGUAGCUUGCAGAUUCUUUCACUUUGACAUCAUCUCAAGAAGAGUUUUUCCUCAUAACUUGCUUUCAUUAUGCAGCCCUCUACUGCAUUGACUUGGACUCUUUUUUUACUUGAUCCUUCUCUGUAUUCUUUCUAUACCUCUGGUUAAAGUGAAGAAGCAAAUUCAAGGCUAACAUCUACUCCACUCUCAGUUUUGUCAGAAUGGAACUACUUUAGAUACAACUGCAAUAACUGGGGCAUAAUACUGUAGUGUGAGGGGAAGACAUCACAGUUUUUUUAAAUGAUAGAAUGUGUGAUUCAAGGCACCAGCAUGUUUCUCCAAUCUCCUUUUUAUUGUAUUUUUGAGAACAACGGGGGCCUUUGAUUUUCAAUAUCACAGAUCUGGAAGUUGAACAUAAACUACACGCCUCUGACGAAGGCUAACACAUUGCUUUGUGUUCAGUUUUCAAGGCUCUCUGAGGCAAUAAACAAAAUAAAAUCACAUUGCCAUUUUAAGUCCCCUGACUGUUCCACAUCCACGUUUUUGUUUAUUCAGUGAAUGUGCACAUAUUGGAGUUUGUGUGGAGGCUCAGAUGGACGCCUGUUUGCAUCCAAUCUUUCGCUUCCAUAGCCUUUAUCAUUCCUGCACAGCGACACAACAGAGAGGGGAGAUGGAUUCUCCUCCUGUUUACUACAUCUGCCUGUUUACUUUCUUUCUGCAGCUGCUCCCUCAGACCAAAGUAACUCUCUUGACUAUUCCAUACAUCGUGAUCAAUCUUAUUUCUUCACUGUAAUAUUUUCAUACGUUUCCCCUGUUCUUUUUAGCAUUUUAAUUUAUUACACAACACAUACAAUGUUAUACAAAAGAGGAUUAGGGCCACAAGAGGAGAAAGAAAUAAUUACAGGAGGGAGAUUUUUUUAAUUUCCAUGUCGAGAUUAAAUUCAAAAUUUUGAGAUCAAGGUCAAAAUUUAAAACUAUCAAAUUUUAAAAAAAAGGAAAUUUCAACUUUAAUCUUGAAAUUUCAAGAUUAAAAAAAAUCGAGACUGCGUAAACAAAGCCUAAAAUUUCCAGAUCAAAAAAGUCGUUAUAAAGUAAUUACUUACGAGAAUGAUUUCGUAAUAAAAUAAUUAUGAGAAUAAAGUCAUAAUAGAAUCAUUACUUACGAGAAUAAAGUUGUAAUAAAGCAAUUACUUACGAGAAUAAAGUCAGAAAAAAGUCCCCAUAUUUAACCUGUUGUUUAAGAUGACAGUUGUUGAAAUGAGAGCUAAGAAGCAUUUCAUGAAAAUGUACCUCAAUAUAGGUUUCUCAAACAAGGAGAUACUUAACCUUUUGCACAUCAGCACCACAUUAUUGUAAGUAUCAUAAUGAUUUUAUUGCAACUUUAUUCUCAUAAGUACUGAUUUUAUUACUUUAUUCUCGCUAGUAAUGACUUUAUUCUCAUUAGUAAUGUCUUUAUUCUCAUAAAUUAAUCUUGAAGUCUUAAUUUUUGUUUUUCUUAAUGUGGCCCUAAUACUCCUAAUUUCAUAAUGUUAGGAUAGCCCUAAAUGUAUGAAAACUUCAUAUUAUUGAGCAGUCUAAUGUUCAACAUGGUCAUAAUGAUCUGUAACUUAUAGUUCAUCCUUUGUUUUUUUAGUUUGCUUUUUGCAUCAUAUUCUUGAACCCCACAGUUACUUCUACAGUUCCUGUGGUCAGCUGAAAUAUACUACAAUAAACCAAUAAAAUAAAUGGACAAUGUUUGGUUACCAAAUAAUACCACAUAGGCCUAUUUUAUAAGAGGGGAAAAAAAUCGUCAUUUACUGACAGAAGUUGGAAUAAGCCUGAUUUGACCUGAGAAAGUUCUAAAACAUCGGCAGCUUCUGUUGCAACUCUGGACAAUUACAGACUAGCAAAAAAAGUCAUUGAAGAAAACAUUUCUAUUUGUGUUCAAAGUAGUUGGUAAUUGUAUGAAAACACACAUACCAGGUGUUAUAUAGAAUAGGCACUUGGAAAAGUAAAGUCAGGAACAAAUGGAUCAACUGGUUAGCUUCAAACAGUGGUGCAAAGCUAAUGGUUAAGCUAACAUGGAUAGUUUGUUGAAAUGAUAAAAAUAAACAGAUCACUGGAUUAGCCCAUUUUCACCAACAGUAGGUUAGAAAUAGCAGAUAACCAGGUAAAAUAAGGGACAGUGUGAUGGACAAAUUUAAAAAUAGUUAGCAAACAGUAACAUGUCAAGAGCUAGGAGCCUGGAGAAAUGUUAACUGUUAAACUAGAUUAGUGUGAGUAAUAGAAGACAAUUGAAUUAGUUAGCAAACAAAGCAAUAACAAUCUCCUUAAAGUAAUGGCUUACUAGUGGAAAAGAUUGUUGAGAGAAAAGUUUAAAUUGUUAGUUGAAAGUUACGGUUAAGCAGUUGUAACCCAUUCAUGACAUAUUUUUAGGUUUUCAAAAGUCAAGAAUGUUAAUCACAGAAGUUUGUAAAACACUGUCCUUUUUACAACCUAGCUCGUGAGGGGAAAGGACGUAACGUAAAACCCCAGAUCUGUGAUGUCAAAAUUGUUAUUUAUUGCUAAAAGAAAUAAUGAAGUGCUGUUUGGCAUAAAGUUGAGGCGAGGAUCAGAGGAAUGUGGAGUGCUGCUCAAAGAAACACAUAAGGCAACCCUCGAGUUUGAAAAAUGUCGCUUUCUGAAAUUAGCUCAAAACAGCAGUUGAAACGAUUUGAGGGGUGAGCUGCUCCCUAUCCCAUACAAUUCCACAAAAAUAAAAAGAUAUACAAUUAAAUCGUCUAGCCUCGUGAAUCUGCCGCUCCUCCCCGAUUGGUCCUGCGGACUCUGCCCAUUAACCAAUCAGCAGCUGGUUUCUGUAGUAUCAACAUCCUCCAACAGUCUCACACACAGACCCUACCAAACAAGGUAAAUGGGGCUGUAACAGUCCUCAUUGUUACGUUUUACCAGUAAGCAGUGCUGCCCCACAGAGAAAGGUGAAUCAACUAAGACUGCUCAAUGCAGUCUGAAUGCUGGUUUACAUGUUGUCAGGGUUUUUCCUGGCUCAAAUUGAGGCAGAGGUGGCACCAUCCUGACCAUGCGCCAUGACGUGCAUGUAUUUGUAAAUUCAACCGACUCACUUUCUUUUACAGGCAACAUACUUUAAGUUAAGAGUUCAAAAAAGAGUGUGACCAUUAUCAUGUUAAAGCAUUCAUUUAUUAAAACUAUAUACAUAUACAAAUCAGCUGGCAACUUUAAAUUGAAAGUACACUUCAUCCACACAUCUCGCAACCAGACAGAACAUUUCAGCCUCCUCUUUUUCAUUCUGUAGAACCUCCUCAUGCACUCCUUGUAGUCCAAGGCCUCCUGGUCUGGUCCAUCAACGGCCACCUUACAACAGACAUCCAAGUGCCUCUCCUUCAGUCUGUUCCACAGAGGUGUCUUCACCUUAAACAAAACAAUUCAUCAUACAUUAAGUAUUUUUGUUUUUAUUCUGAUACAGACAUGAAGAGUGAUAGUGUUUUCAAUCAUAUAUUAUAUAUAUGUAUACGCUGCAGUGUCCUCCCUAAAAAAAACGACAACCAAUUAUUUCUUAAACUAUCUAAACUAUGUUAUUUUAGUUUUUGUAACUUUAUUAGUUAAGUGUUUUUAGGUACUACCAUCUUUAAUAUACUUCUCCUUCUCUUCUGCUGCUUUGUGAAUGGCUGUUACCACAUGUCUUUUUAAUGUGUCCAGCCUGUAGUUGGUUGAUGGCUGUCUCACUAAGGAGGCAGCAAUUGCCUGCUGUGUUGGGGCACAGUGCUUUUGGCAUAAAUAGCAGUGCAUGCCUUCCUCAGUAUGCCUGAGCCAGGUAAAUUGAUUGAGCCAUUGCUUGUCAAAGCCACUGGCUCUGUUUUUGAGAAGAUCUGGAAAGAGGAAUAAAAACUACGUACCCGUUGGCUUUGCGUUGUUAUGCUCCUAAUUGGAAACUAAUUAAUUAAUUACCCUCGCCUCGCCGACUCGUCCUGUCCUGCAUUUUGACCCUCGCGAUCACCAGUCCCUUGUGAAGUACUUUCAGACCUGACACAAAUUUCCACGUUGUCACCACCAUGAAUUAUAGCAUUUUAACUGCCUGUUACGUUUUUUCUCUGCCGUGUUUCACCUGGACUCUUGACUUUCCUCCUCGCGAGGUCGCUUUUUAAAGUACUGGCUGAUUUUGCCUGUCAUAACUGCAACGCUAAAAACGGAGGAAACUUUUUUUUUUAAAUAAAUCAUGCUCGGAUGUAAAAAAGACAAGCAGUAUUUACCUGUUUGUACCAUCCGCCAGGGAAAAUCAGGACGCCGAUAGCACCAACUAGCGGGAAAAAAACUUGAAAAAACAUGAUUCGAUCCGUUUCUUCUUCGGUAGAUGCUUCAGGUCUUUCCGGUGCACUGCUGUUGAUAUAGCGCCUCUACAGUGGCGCAACGCUGCAACUGCAGUUAAAAUACGUUGCUGCUGCAGAGGGACAUCAAUCGCUCAAUCAACACAGCUGGAGCUUUACGCUGUGUUGAGCGAAAUCAAUCGCUCUUGCUGGGGGCGGCCCAAAAUUAGGUGGAGGCGGCCGCCACGCAAUUUUGAACGCAGGAAAAACCCUGGUUGUGUAUUUCAAUCACAUGUUGAUGCAAAAGAAACUCUGGCUAUGGAAAGUCAAUCACACAUAAUAAGGAAGAGACUAUCUUCCUACUGCUUUCAUCAAUCACUAAGUUCAGGCUGCUUCAUUUAUACUGCAUUAAUACAUGUGAACACAGCUGUUAUGUACUUGAUGUUUGAUAUUUUACAGAUAUUUUGCAAAUAAAGAUCCUCUUCAACUCAUCUCCUCUGUGGUGCACUGGGUUCAGGUGAGGGCAUUUCUUGGAUGAUUUUGGUCAGUGUUGAUCUGGUUCUGACCUCAUUAUAAAAGGGGAACAAGGCUGUCUUCUUGGGAGGGUGUAGUAGAAAGAAACUCCAGGGUAAUUGAUUUCAGAGACAGCUUUUACCCUUCUGUUUUUGAAAGGGCACGGCUGUCACACAGAACCCAGCUUCUUCUUAGGAAGGCCAUGCAAAGACGACCGGCUGGAUCAUGUGUCUGAACUCAGCAGAAAAAAAAGAGUUGUUCACUUUAAAAAGGAUCUCCAGAUGUGUUAAACAGCACAAGAUAUAAUACAAGGUAAAGCAAAAUGGAUUAUUGAGAUAAGUAGAUACCAUUUCAUGCAUGAGAUGAGGCUCAUUUUAUAACAGUUUAUCUCUGAAAGACAGACUCUUCUUUUCAAAUGAUCAGCUGUUUGUUCUGCAGCACUCUGGCUGCUGUAAUUAGCUGGCAUUGUUCUUGGUGUUGCUGUUCAUUCCAGCCUUUUAUUCUGUCCUUGCUUUUAUUUUGCCUCCCACUUCUAUCUCCCUCUCAGGCAUCUUUGAUGAGCGAUUGUGUUCCCCUCAUGAGUAAAUAAAGCCUACAGGGAUGGCAGAUUGUUUCAACAUGCUCAGGCGGGAAGCGGUUAAACAGGCCAGCAGGACAGGUGACACAACAAUUGAAAGACGAAAGGUAUUCAUGAGACAGAGGGGUUUUUCACUUAUUGAAAAGCUAAUGUCCCAUUUCCUACUUUCAAGAGUCCUUUGUUAGGAAAACAGCUCAGUUACAGAUUCAUUUAUGCCCACAUAAUCCGAGUGCCUUUCCUGCAGCAGGAAAUGCUCUUCUCUGGGCACUGUGUGUCAGCUGAUCCCCUGUCAGCAAGUAUUUUGACUAAAAAAGGUGCAGCUCUUCAUCCCUCUGCUGGCUGAAUGGAAUGAGCUCUAUUGGUUUAGACAGUGCGUGGGCUAGAUAGUAUUUCAAAUGACAAUUCUCUGAGGAGUUAAUUGCUCGUUUGUAUCCUUAUUUACUGUUCUAUGCUGCUAGAAGCUUCAUUUAGUCUAACGAGUCAUUUUCUUAAGUCAGCAUUACAGUCUUAAAUCAGGAGACUUGGUGUUAGUUUGAUUGAUAUUUGAUAGAUAGAUUUGCAGUGUUGCACAUGCUCGCUAGAGCUCUUUACAAUCAUCUUUUUUAAAGAUAAACUUUGACUUAAGAAUAUGACAUGAAAAGUUUUGGGUAACACUUGUUUUGACACCCAUCUUUAUAACGCAUCCAAAAUAUGUUUAUAAUGUGUUAUAAUCAUGUUAUAGCACUGUUUAGCUAUAGUUAUUACCACUCAUAAAUGAUCAUAGUGCUUUAUAGAAAUAUUAAUAACACAUUAAAAAGCAUUUUUAUCAUGACUUACAAGGGCAGGUAUUAUAAUGUGUUAUAACUGUUAACAACAGUUUCAUUGCUAACAGUGAUAACACAUUAUAAUACCUGACCUUGUAAGUCAUGAUAAAAAUGCUUUAUAAUGUGUUAUAAAGCAUUAUGAUCAUUUAUGAGUGUUUACAACUAUAGUAAUACAGUGCUAUAACAUGAUUAUAACACAUUAUACAAAUAUUUAUAAUGCAUUAUAGAGAUAGGUGUCAAAUAAAGUGUUACCAAGUUUUGAUUGUUGCUGAAACACCCCCUCGACAGAAGACUUUAGGAUAACUGUACAGUUAUUUUAACAAAGGCCCUGAACAUGCUACAGUGUGCAAAUAUAAAGGCCAUCGUUCUUUUGUUAUUCUGACAUCUCUAUAGUCAUUUUUGUGCCACAGUGAAAAGGAGGGAGCCUCAUUUCCUAUUGAAUUCAUAGAAAAAGAGAUCCCAGCGACAAAUAACUGUAGACUGUACAUAAUGUUUGAUUCUUUUUGUGCUUUCUAGAAAGCUUUUCAUCACUGCCUCAAAAGGAGGCAAACAAGCAAAAUACAUCCAGCCUCUGUGGCUCUCACAGUGUUCACAGUGGCCCAAACUAAACUGAGAUUCAUCUAAGAAUUUUUCCAUGACCUCAGGUGAACACUGCAAUCAAACUAUGCCUUUUUUUUUUUUUACUUUAUGAUACAAUAAAAAAAGAGUCUUAUCUGUCACAUGUUGACCAAUUUCUCAGAGAAACUAUGCAGCACAGGCCCUCCCACCUGGUUGUUUGCGAACCUCAUCUCUCCAGAGCAUCAAACAUGCAGGUAUCUUAUCUAGGCCAGGCCUGACCUUGAUGGAUGGUGUAAUUAUGUGAGCUUGUUUUUCAGAUUUUUUUUCAAAAACAAAGCCUCUUUUGUUUUUAUUAUUGGAGAGAGAUAAAGCUAAAGAGGUAAAAGAAAUGUCAGGGAAAAAAUCCUCAGAUUAAACCUGAACGGGGGCUUUGAUUUACAAUACAUCCAUGAGCAAAAAGGCGACAGGAAACCCCUAAAUAUAGUAUUUGGUAUUCGGUAGUAUACAGUAUGAAUAUAUGUACUUGUCAUCAGGAUUAAAAUGUGAUGUUCUGGUCCAGUUAUUUCAUUUUCAACAACUUUAAAGAAGGAUCCACAUGUCUGCCCAAGAGAACAUUGAAGCUCCUGAAGGAAACUCUUGUUGCAUGAACAUCUUCAGCACUAUCAAACUAACCUGCAUUUGAGGCUCUGUUGUUCUAAAUCCCCCCUUAUCACACAGCUGCUUCUUUUUCCCAGGCAGACAUGCUGUAUGAUUGACUCGGUGAUACCGUUGGUGCUAAUGGAAGUGAGACCAUGUUAAUUUGCAGUUCAUUCCUUCAGGGAUUGUUGAGCUGUCCUGUGAUAGAUCUGUGAAUCUGUCCGCCCAGCAGGAAUGCAACACUCUUAAUACCCGGCAUGCCGCAGAGAAGCUGCUGCAUAACAAACCUGUCACUCAAACCACUAAGCAAAUGUGGGCCUGUGUGUGUUUGUAUGUGUGUGUUUGUAUGUGUCUGACUGUCUGUUUCCAGGUAUAAGGCUGGAUGAACAAAGACUACUCUCCCUGCAACUGGCAGUUUCUUUUUUAGACCAGAUUUUUCAUCAUUGGGUAAACCAGUUAGAUUGGGGUUUUGUCAUAUUUUUACUGUUUUAGCUUCUUAUAAAUGAAGCACAAAAUCAAGUGGGUUUUCUUUGCUGAUUAAAACUUGAUUGUUUUUGCCAAAUAACAUGAACCAGCAGACAGUCUGGAUCUUGUGAAAUUCACCAGUAAAUAUAGAUUUUUUUUUAAUUUGUAAUACCAGAGUUGCUGUAAAAGACUUACACGAAUCACUCCAUUUGUAGUACAGCUCAAAAACUCAAUGCUCUGAGGGGUCUCAAGGUGAUCCACUUGGAUGUGUGAAAGAGAGUUUUGACACCUCUUCCAAAGUUCAUGCCACACUUUGACACCGAGUAGGUGGUGCUCAGCAUGGUUGCCUCCUUCUGACUCACGCUUUUAAAAGACAGCUGCUGAUGGACAAUAACCUGCUCUUUGUUUCUCCCUGGUGUGUAUUUGCAUGUGUGCUUGCAGCUGCAGCAGUGGCGAGCCCAGCAGGAGGAGGUGGCGAAGCUGGAGGCGGCUAUAGCUGCUCGCCAACAAGAGGAGGAGGACACGAGGUUAAAGAGGGAGCAGGAGAGGGAGAGUGCCUUCAGAUCACAGCAGAAGGAAAAAGUAAACACUGCAUCUCAAUCUUCAUCUCCUGCUGCACCUGUUAUACACGUCAGUGCACCUGUGAAUGUGUUUGAGCUCAAAGCUAUGCUCUAAUAAUUAACAUCAUUUUAUUUCCGGUUAAACAACCUGUGCUGUAAAAUAUGAUGUGAAUUAUAAUUUAUGAGAUAGCUCCACAGAGGUUUAUCACAAUAAGUGUUCUUGUUCAGUGAUGGGUGGUAUUGUUAAUAGUGUUCAAACAACUUCAAUAUGUUGAGUGCAUAUGUUAUCAUCUUCAGGCUAAAAGCCAGUUGUUCAGAAAUAAAGUCAGAUGACAAAUUUUAUAAUUAUGCAGCCAGAAUCACUGCUGACGCACAGAGCUGGUUCAAAAACAGAAAAAAAAAAACCCUGGCCAGUCACAAACAUAAGACCAUUCUCAGCAGGACUGACCUGAUGUAUUUUUUAAUAAAGAAAAAGUAAGGAGAUAGGUUACAUUGAUGUCUCCAACGCGCCAAGGAAAUUGCCUCAGAAAAAGGGAAAUAAGAGUCAUAUUUACUCAGCUGGAUCUCAGACACUGGGCACACAAAUAACCAUGAUUUCACAGAAAAUACAAUAUUUUUCAUAAGUAUUAAAUCAUGCUGGUAUGUGGUGUAUUGACUCAUGCUAGGAACUUUCAUGAGGGUACAAAUGAGAUAUGAACCACCUCUUAUGAAAAAAUUGUAAUUGCCUUUAGAAAAAAUUCAGAAAUUUACUCGAGGCUUUUUACAGAGCCACUGAAAUGCUUUUAGUCAUCCUUACCUUUGGAUACCUCUGACUGACAAGCCCAAAUUAAAUUACUUACAACCAAUAUUUUGGGUUCAAUCAUUUUACAGCAUCUGAAGGUUUCAAAAAAAUGUGUGCAGAACAUGGGAGGUAUGGCUCUGCUCAAUGGUCGGUUGUACGGUUAAUAUUGUAUCAAAUGUCUGGAUCGAUUAAGAUAUGAAAGGAAAUAGAUCGCAGCAUGAGCCUGAUCAAAACUGGACAGGAACUAGUGAGGCCUGUCAAACAUUUUGAUGUUUUUCACAUGGAUCAAAUAAAACCGGUCAUGACUCAGUACUGAGAACAGUCUGGGUAGAGAUAUACAGCCUCUGUAACAUAAUCCAGCCAUUUGUUGGGGAAAGAGGCCCAGAAAUUGUAUUUCUGAGAUAAAUGAAGUAUACUUUGAAGGGGUUAUUGUAUCUUUUAUUUUAACUUGUGGAAAAUCUGAUCUGAAAAGUGACUACUUUUGGAAGAACAUACAAAAAUAGUGGGUCAAUCAUUUGACUGAGGGGCCUAGGGUGUGAUUUGAAUUUGAACAAAUACUUGAAAAUACUGUUCAUAAAAGAGGCGAGGGGGAAAUUCACUCUAUGAUUAAAUAAUUAACACAUUUUCGUCUACUACUCAGAGGGUACUUGUUUAAUAAUCUUUGCUGGAAGUGUCAGACAGUAACAUGAACAUUUUUACACACAGUUUUGGAGUACAGACUUGUUUACCUGGAAAAAGUACAAGAGCACAAAGAUAAGUGCAAAUAUUUUAUGACCCUGUAUCCCCAAAGCUAUAGUAUGCUUACUUGGAGAAUAGACAGAAUUUCCUAAUAAUUUAAAAUAUGACACUACAGUGAGAAAAGUAGAGUUUUUCCAUCUGUCUGAGGGAUCCUUGGAUUAUGGAAAAGUUCACCCUCUCCAGAUUUUAAAAACGGAAAGGAUAUAUUUAUUUGAUUAGAUCUGAUUAGUUCAAGUUCAAUUCAAUCUGAUCAUUAUUUGUAAGACGAUAUGAAUAUUAUCAUUUGAAAAUAUGUAUAUAUAUAUAUUUUUUUUUUAAAUGUUUAAAUGUUGAAAAAAUGUCUGCUAUACUAUCAUAAUAACACAUUCAUCAAUGAUGAUGAAGGUGAGAUCUGCAACUGGUCAUGGACCUUUUCAAACAGCACUGAGAAGAGACCCUUUUGAAGAUCUGGUUGAGCCAUUAUGAUGCUAAAUAAUCUUUGAAAUAUCUAUUUAUUUGUUUAUUUGUUGAAUGAGCAAAUUUUCUGAAGCUUUUAUGCUCUUUUUGAACUGAAGUAUAUGCAUAGAAACUUCAAAACUCCAGUUAGAAAUAUAUCAACCAAUCAAUCAAGAAGGGGAUCAGAUAAAAACAUAAGUUGUUACAAUUAUCUGUCCGUAUUGAUCAUUUGUUUAGUUAUUGUCUUUACAGGCUCAAAAUCACCUGAAUGUUUAUGUGUUUGUGUUUGUGUGUCUAACUGUUUCAUUAACUCUCUCCUCAGGGGUCUGCUGGGAGAGCACGGACAACCUGAGACACUCCUCUGAUUAAUGAGGACAUUUAGGCUGCAAUAGAUUUUAUAUAAUUUAGCACAAUAGUCUGACAGACAUUGAAAUAUCAUCUAAUUCUUUGUGUUUACACCUAUCUGAUUUCUGCAAUGUCACAAUCAAUAGGACAUGACGGUCCUGAGAGUUUUGCGGGAGUCUAAUUAGAGGCAGUGUGAAUCUUCCUGUGGCUGUUGGUAACUUUUUCUUGUCAUUCUUUGUAAAUCGUCGUUUUUCUUCCCAUAGGUCAGGCAGUUUUAUUUAAAGCAGCAGAAGAGGAGGGAGCUGCUGGAGCAAAGGGACCGAGAGAGGCUCGCUAAUCUGAGGAGUGAGAUGGAAGAACAGGCAAGGCGAGAUAAAGAGAGGUGAGGAGUCUAUUACGGUAUGCUAUUCCUGUAAACUUAAAGGUCCUGUGAGGAUUUUGUGGCAUUAAUUAAAUAGGCUGGAAUUCAUAUUGAAGCCUUUUAUAAUACACAAAAGCAAAAUCAUAACUUCUGAUACUUCUAACAGGUGCAAAGGGGUAGGCAUCAGCCAAGCAGAUAAAGGAACAGCCCUGUUUUGCAGUAUCCACAUUAAAUAUUCACAAUAAAUGAAAGUUUGACAGUCAGAGGUCAACAGGAUUUUACUAUACACUGUAUAAGCAUGUAGAGAGCUAGGUAAUAAAAUCAUACGAUACGAUACGAUACGAUACGAUACGAUACGAUACGAUACGAUACGAUACGAUACGAUACGAUACACUUUAUUAUCCCCUUAGGUAAAUUUGUCUUGGGCUCCAAGAGCUGCACAGAUAAAGCUGAUGACACAAAGUACUAGACCUAACAAAGACACAGUCAACAACCCACCCAUAUUGCACAAGAAUCCCACAGAAAUGGUCAAAAGACACACACCGACAAUAAACAACAAUGACUAAAAACAAGACACAAAAUUGACACUAACCAAAAGUUCCUCACAGGAGCUUUUUUUAAGAGAGAGAGAGAGAGAGAGAGAGAGAGAAUUGGUUUGAUAUGAAGGGAUUUUGUCUGAGAAGGAUCACUAUAGGGCAGUGGUUCUCUAGUCCAGUCCUCGAGGCCCACUGUCCUGCAUGUUUUGGCUGUUUCCCUGCUCCAACACACCUGAUUCAAAUGAUCAGCUCGUUAUCAAGCUCUGUAAUGGCUUACUAACGAGCUGAUCAUUUGAAUCAGGUGUGUUGGAGCAGGGAAACAUCCAAAACAUGCAGGACAGUGGGCCUCGAAGACUAGACUUGAGAACCACUGCUAUAGGGGAUACACUGAAGUAUACCUCUACUUGAAUUCUAGCGUACUAAAACAGGCCUGCUUUAUUCUGGCCAUACACUUCCCCCUGUUUGUGACCUAUAAGCUCUAAUAAAUAGCACAAACUGAAAGCCUCAGCCAUCCAUGUGCACCACAGGAGGAAUUUUCAUAGCAAAACUUGACAGAACAGCAGCUGCAUGAUAGGUUAUAUAGGUGAAAUGUUUGUAUUCAUAAAUGCAGCUCAUUGGAGUAAUUUUGUGCGGCAGAGACGUUAUAAGAAUUGUGACAAAGAAUCAUGAACACUUAGAGCACGGCUUAUGACAGGAAAGGCUUUUACCUUUGUGCUUAUGAGGUUUCAGCCGCUCACAAUUACAAAAUAAUCAUUGAAAAACAAACUAGUUUUCAUGAUCAGUAUAUCCAAUAUCAGGCUUAUUGUACUGUUUACUGAGCUGCAGAAGCCUCGGCAUUGUGACUGAACCAAAUGUACAUGUACCAGUGACUGUACAGCACAGCUCAACCUUUGAGAGUGGUUAUGUAAUCAAGGCCGUUUCAAUUUAGACAUCAAAAUCUAAAGACAUGAGUUACCAGGUAUAGAGGGCCUUUUUAAAAGAAAAAAAAAAAGGCUUUUGAUUGCAUUUUGAGACUGAGCACCAACCCCUGGCCUAACCUUGGUUCUUCAAAUGUCCACUUGAAACUGGCUGCAAAAGCCUGAGGAAUCUCUAUCAGGGUGAAAUGCCAGUUUUUAUACCAAAAUUGGACAAGUGUACAGUCUGGUUCUAAAAUGAUUUGAGGGUUGUUAAUUUGUUUGUAGACAUUGUUUGAAGGAAGGUUACAUAAAAAACAGGUAUAGCGAUUAACAUAAAUUUGCAUAAUAGGGGACUCAGCUGAGUUGAAGGACAGGAGGGACCUCUUUUCCUGUGUUCAGGUUGUGCAAAAGUUGGUUUGCAUUUCCAGGCUGCCAUCAUCAGGUUUUGAAACAUUUCUCCAGGAAUUAUUUAGGGAUGUCAGCACUGCAGGGAUGUACAAGAGUAAGAAUACAUGUGUACAAACAUUACAGCUAGAUGUGGUCAAACAUGCCAUGUAUGCUGAAACGUGCCAAACAUGGCCAAAAAGGUCAGAAUACCCUUUAAAUCACCCUCUGAAAAAUGUCAGACCCUGCAUUUGAAACAUGCCCUGUUCCAUGCAAUUUGCUCAGCAUUUCUUUGCUGUAGUACUGCAGACUCUCACAGGGACUGGCAUUAAUACCAGAUAAUGGUGUUGACUCAUGGAGGGGUGAGAAAGAUAAAAGCAGGUGAUGGCAGAGGCGCUGCACUCUACCAUAAAACCCUCCACAGCCCGGAGGCCUGCUGUGUCAGGUGCGAUAGGUAAUGUGGCUGCUGGGGGUGGCGGAGGAACAGAAAGAAGAGGGCUGCUUAGCUCUGAUGUCCCUCUGUGCCUCCUCUAGGGUGCAGUUUCGGGCAGAUAUGUUGCAGAAGCAAAGGGAGGAGAGGGAAGCGCGGGAGAUGAAGCGGCAACGAGAGGAAGAAGAGAGACAGCGUCGUCUGGAAGUCCUCAGAAACCAGGUGCAUCAUCAUCUGUCCUUUUUCAUCCACCUCGAUUUCCAGUUGAUGACCCAGAGGGGCAGACUUGGACUCAUCCUGAUCUAAAUCAAGGCUUCACUGCCACCUUGUGGUGGACAGUGAAACGACGGUUUUGUGUUAUCACUAUAUAAAGUGUUUUUCACCUAUUUAUCUCAGGUUGGGGUGGUGGCAGAGGCAGACCCAGAGAGGAUGAUGGCAGAUACUGAGGCUUGGAGGAGUCACCACUUGAAUACAAAAGAGUCUGAGCUCCAAAGGCCUCUCUAUAGUAUCAACACGUACACAGACUCACAGGUGAGGCCUGAUAACAUCCCCCCUCCUUUAACCUUUAGCUUUGUAUGAUUACAGCAGAGUGGUCAUUUACCCUGAACUCCUUAUCUAUGCUCUACAUACAAUGAGCCUAUGCGCCCUCUUUCCCCAUAUUUGUUGAAGACACACACACACACCUGUUAGUUUGUCUUGGGUGAGACUGACCAGUGUCCCAUGGAAAAUUAUGCAAUCUGGUUGGCUCAAACAAUGUCUUUCAUCAUCCAGAGAACAUUAUACACAGCUUUGAUUUCAAGGCCAACCAGUUAAAGAGUGCACUUUGGAGUGUGUUGGUGUGAGUUUGUUUUUGUUAGAACUGCAGAACCAGGUUAGGAUUUAGUUAUUGUGUAACACAGGAAGUGACUAAUGUAUGUAAAGGAUGAGUGUUUAACCUUGUUCCAAGUGUUGUGUGGACUAAACAAUUAAACCUAAAAUGAGACACUGUGGGUGGGAUUUUGUGUGGAAAAGCUGGAGAUUUAUUGCUCACAGUGUUUUUUUUUUUUUUUUUUUUUUUAACAUCUGUUUUCCAGAUUGUGUCUGACCCGAGAGUGCGUGUUGAGCAGGCUCUGCGGGAGGCCGGUCUGCAUCACAGCCAGUAUGCCAAAGAGGUUAUGUCUGUUAUCAAGCCCCCCAAACCACCCAGACCGGACACAAAAUCCAUAAUUAAAUUCUGACUCAGGGCUUGUAAGAGGUUUCUGUAUUAAAUCCCUCCAGCUAUUGUUGUGUUUGAGUUCAAUUAAAUAACAUUAAUGCCUCACGUUUGCAGAUGCUCAUGUCACACUGUGUCGGUACAAAUGCUGCCCUCGAACAAAGUAAACAGAACCUAAUGUAUUGACCACA
This is a messenger RNA of Xyrichtys novacula (pearly razorfish), 34759 nucleotides long. The record is from the annotation of a GenBank genome assembly. Lineage: Eukaryota; Metazoa; Chordata; Actinopteri; Labriformes; Labridae.